This is a messenger RNA of Cladocopium goreaui, 966 nucleotides long. NCBI's taxonomy places the organism in Eukaryota, Dinophyceae, Suessiales, Symbiodiniaceae. The record is from the annotation of a GenBank genome assembly.
ACUGCAGCUAGAAGUAUCAGCUUUAAAAAGGUACCAUCCAUGGCACCAUGGCCACAAGCGCUACGCCGCUACGGUGUCUUGCUGCUGCUGUCCUACGGCCUGCCCCGCGCGUUCUUCGCCUCCGGAGCCUGGCGUUCGGCCCUGCCGGAGGAUGGGCGGAGUGCAACGGAGGUGGUGCGAUUGCAGCUGACAGCCCUGCAGGAAAACAACCCCGAAAACGACGAUGGGAUUGCCAAGACCUUCGACUUCGCGUCCACCCGAAACAAAGCGGUGACGGGACCCCUACCCCGAUUCGCUCACAUGAUCCAUGCAGGUUAUCCUGUGCUCUUGAAUGCUCAAAACUUCACGUUGCUCUCAGCACUGCAGCUGGGUCCAACGGAGUAUGCAGUGCGAGUUGAAAUCCUUGGAAAUCUGCGGAUGGGCAGUCAGAAAGGCAUCUUUGUUUGGCAGCUCUCAAACUCUGGCGAUGGAACUGGCUGGCGGACGGAUGCCGUGAUGCCUGACGAGCAAACCUUCUACGGCUUUCAAGUGCAAGUGACCAAUGCGGCCAGCUACCUUCGCACCCAGCUCAACGCUUGGCGCUUGUGGACCUAUGUGAAGGCCACAGGCAACGGCGUGGAUGGCAGCUACGAAACCGCCCGGGUCAACGAGCGAGUCCCUGCCGGGCCAGACACCUCUUGGGGAAUGUAUCGCCAGAGCAUGGCAGCAGCGAACUUCGGGGUGUCCUUCUCCACAUCACGACCCACCACGGGUUCAGUGCCACCUGCUGACAUUACGGUCUUGCCCAUCAUCGCAAGCUUUCCCACCACUCAGGCUAUUCGAGUUACGGCCCCUGCUGGCUAUGAGUGGGAUUUUGAGCAGGUGGACUUCAGGUACCAGGCUCCCGGUGUCGGUGUGAACCCGCUGAAUGUGGUGGAAGGGGCAGAGGCCGGCACCUUUCCGAAGCGGAAAAGGGGCCGGGGUUGA